AUGGCGGCCUCCAUUGCUGAUUUAGGAAAAGAGAAUCCUAAAUAUAAGAAUUCGUUAGAAGAAUGGCGGACAAAAAAUUAUAAAAAACAACAAAAACAUAAAGCCUCCCACUGUCGCCAAUGUAAUAACAAAUCUCUUUUUUACCAUUACAUUUAUGACAAAAGAACUAAAAAAAUUGAGCAAACUUCUAGCAACGCCACUGACCCUGAAAAUCAAUUAGUUUUCUGUAAUCAAGACUCAACAACAACAAACCGAAGAAGAAUUAAAGCGAAAGAAAAAGAAGCCCAAGAAGCAGCGGGCCAACUAUUUGAUAAUUUAAUAGCGGAUAUCCAGGCGGGAAAAGAUAUUAGUAGGAGAAAUAAACCUAAUUCAGAUACUGCUAAUAAUGACUUGGACGAAAAAACUAAUGACCCAGCCGACCAUCAUCAUUCACCAACCACCCCCAGCGGACCAACUAAUAAUCCAGAAGAUAAUUCGGGAAAUGGUGAUGAUUCAUCUCCAACUUCCCCUCCAUCCAACGGAGAUUCUCCCACCUCCUCUUUUACUCCCAACAAACCUACCGGUAAUGACCAAGAAGAAAAAUGUGGCAUUUGCGACCAAACUUUCACGGAUGCUGAAGAACAUGGCCGGGAAAAUCCCCAAUGCCAAGCCUUUUGCGAGGCCUGUGAAAAAAUAUUGAACCAGGGACAGACAGUCGAUUAUUCAUCAGUGGCCACUUCUGAACGUGUGGAUAUUGACAAUCUUGUUUUACCAAUCGAAGCCAAAGAGAACUUAAAAGAAUUACGGAAGCAAUUGGGGUUGUACCAGGACACAACAAGAGAUAAUCCUGAUGAGGAAAAAAGUUCAGGCGGAUUGAAUACUCAAGGCAAAAUAGGAGUCAGCAUUCUAUCGGUAGGAGUCUGUCAUUUACCGGCUAAUUCUUGGGGAAUAGUUUUUAUUAGUUUGUAUCCAACUGAGUUAGUUAUUAAGAAAAAAGAGAUCGAAACUUCUUCUGGUGAUGAUUCGGAAGAGAUAGACCAAGAGUUAAAAGAAUUAGAAAGCUCAGAAGAUAAGCCCUUAAUCGUUUAUCGAGGGAUUUUGGAACCCAAUGGCGAAAACGACCAAGAAAGAUUUUAUCGCUGCCGAUUAAAAAGAAAAAAAGAGGAAGAACCAAAGCCAGAAGGCAAAAGUUCUGGUUGA
Molecule: messenger RNA, 1179 nt
Organism: Racocetra fulgida
Lineage: Eukaryota; Fungi; Glomeromycota; Glomeromycetes; Diversisporales; Gigasporaceae
Source: the annotation of a GenBank genome assembly